AUGCUGGCCAACGCAGCUCCAUCGAAGAAGGUUCUCGGUACCCUGAACGGUGUAGCAGCCUCUUCAGCAAGCUUGUGCAGAGCGUUUGGCCCCACACUAUCAGGCUUGGUCCAAUCGUUGGGCCUUUCCAUUGGCGUGCUCGGUCUCCCCUGGUGGGCAAACAGCUUCGUUGCAGUCAUUGGCGCCGUUCUCAGCUUACGCAUGGUCGAAGAGAAACGCCGACACUCGAAAGCCGAGGAGGCAAGUCUGGACUCGGAAGACCUCCCAUUCCUGGACGCAGACGUGCUAGAGAGCUCUGACGAGGAAUUCUGCCAUUGA
Messenger RNA from Aureobasidium uvarum, 318 nucleotides. NCBI's taxonomy places the organism in Eukaryota, Fungi, Ascomycota, Dothideomycetes, Dothideales, Saccotheciaceae. The record is from the annotation of a GenBank genome assembly.